Messenger RNA from Colossoma macropomum (tambaqui), 6663 nucleotides. RefSeq names its product ADAM metallopeptidase domain 22 (gene adam22). The record is from RefSeq and is a predicted model, not a curated record. Gene Ontology annotation, biological process: proteolysis. Gene Ontology annotation, molecular function: metalloendopeptidase activity. Gene Ontology annotation, cellular component: postsynaptic density membrane. Lineage: Eukaryota; Metazoa; Chordata; Actinopteri; Characiformes; Serrasalmidae. The transcript is spliced from 28 exons. Bases 132 to 2411 code for a protein of 759 amino acids.
UGGAGAGGCACAUAUCGGAGGAGGGGAAAUCGUACAUCUCCAAAGGUGGGGAGCACUGUUACUACCAUGGGAAGGUGCGGGAUAUCCCGGAAUCCUUUGUGGCGCUAUCCACUUGCCACGGAUUACAUGGGAUGUUUUUUGAUGGAAACCACACAUACAUGAUUGAACCAGGAGAGGAGGGCAAUGAUAGCGAACAUGUCCAAGUGCACAUGAUUUAUAAGUCGCCUGGUCUCCAGCCUCCAGAGGAUUACGUCCCUCCAAUUGGUCUUGUGGAGUCACCGUUCCAGAGCCCCCCACUUUUCACCAGAGCCGGCCUCAAGAGGAAGAAGAGACAAGUAUCAAGAAGUCCCCGCAACGUCCAAGACGAGACCAAAUACAUUGAGCUAAUGGUUAUUAAUGAUCACCUGAUGUACAAGAAGCAUCGUCUUUCGGUGGGACAGACGAACAACUACGCCAAGUCGGUUGUGAACAUGGCUGAUUUGAUCUUUAAGGAGCAACUGAACACUAGAAUCGUCCUGGUUGCCAUGGAAACGUGGGCAGCAGACAACAGGUUCAACAUUAACGACGACCCUAUGAUCACGCUUCGAGAGUUCAUGAAGUACAGACGAGAUUUCAUCAAAGAGAAGAGCGACUCCGUCCACCUCUUUUCGGGCAACCGUUUCCAUAGCAGCUGGGGAGGAGCUUCGUAUAUGGGAGGAGUCUGUUCACUGACUAAAGGCGGAGGAGUCAAUGAGUAUGGAAAAACAGAAGAAAUGGCCAUCACUCUAGCGCAGUCACUGGGCCAAAACAUUGGCAUUUUCUCUGAUAAGAAAAGGAUUCUGAAUGGGGAGUGCAAGUGCGAUGAUAAAUGGUCUGGCUGCAUAAUGGACGAUGUUGGCUUCUACCUGCCCAAGAGGUUCUCCGACUGCAACGUAGAGGAGUACCACAACUUCCUAAACAGCGGCGGAGGGGCGUGUCUCUUCAAUAAACCCUUUAAACUGCUGGACCCUCCGGAGUGUGGGAACGGGUUCGUGGAGCCGGGGGAGGAGUGUGACUGUGGAACCCCAGCGGAGUGUGCUAGAGAAGGAGAGAACUGCUGUAAGAAGUGCACCCUGACUCAGGGCUCUAAGUGCAGUAAUGGUCUCUGCUGCAAUAACUGUCAGAUGGAGUUUAUGGGUGUGAUCUGCAGAGAGGCUGUCAAUGACUGUGAUAUACCAGAGAACUGCACGGGGAACUCCAGCCAGUGCCCUCCAAAUGUACACAAAAUGGAUGGCUACACUUGUGAAAAAGAUCAGGGCCGUUGUUUUAACGGGAGAUGCAAAACCAAAGACAGACAGUGCAAGUACAUCUGGGGAGAGAAGGCGAUGUCUGCUGAUAAGUUCUGUUACGAGAAGCUGAACAUCGAGGGCACGGAGAAGGGGAAUUGUGGGAAGGACAAGGACACAUGGAUUCAGUGUAAAAAGCAGGAUGUGCAGUGUGGAUACCUGCUGUGUUCAAACAUCUCUCCAGCACCCAGACUGGGAGAACUGCAGGGAGGCCUGACCUCCUUUUCUGUGGCCCAACACAGCGCUUCACUGGACUGCAGUGGAGGGCAUGUGAUUAUAGAUGGAGACACUGAUUUGGGUUACGUGGAAGACGGCACGGCAUGCGGGACUGACCGUAUCUGCUUCAACCACAAAUGCCUCCCAAUGCAGGAGUUCAACUUCAGCACCUGCCCCGGCACCAACGACAGAGUCAUAUGCUCUGGACACGGGGUAUGCAGUAAUGAGCUGAAGUGUGUGUGUCACCUGGGCUGGGCGGGUGAAGACUGUAACUCCACAUCUCCUCUCAGCUACCUGGUGGUGGGACCCACAGCCACGUCCUCAGGCAUCAUCAGUACCAACAUCAUCAUCGGAGCUAUCGCUGGAUCUAUUCUCGUCCUGGCCCUCAUACUGGCCAUCUCCGCAUGGGGCUACAAGAGCUACCGACAGCGGCAGUAUGCAGAGUCUGAAGUGCAUCGAAGGUUCUGCCGGCAAAUGCCGGCGGGCGACUACGUGAAGAAACCGGGCGAUGCCGACUCGUUCUACAGCGACGUUCCGCAGGGCGUGAGCUCCAACUCAGGCAGCAGCUCCAAGAAGAGGUCUAAUGGUUUGUCCCAUUCCUGGAGUGAGAGAAUUCCAGAUGCCAAACACAUUUCUGAUAUCUGUGAAAACGGACGGCCCAGGAGCAACUCGUGGCAAGGGAACAUUAGCGGCAACCGUAAGAAGCUGAAAGGGAAGAAGUUCCGUCCUCGUUCCAACUCCACAGAGACGCUGUCGCCGGCCAAGUCCCCGACCUCCUCCACGGGCUCCAUCGCCUCCAGCCGAAGAUACCCCUACCCCAUGCCCCCACUCCCCGACGAGGAGAGGAAGGCCAACAGACAGAGUGCCAGGCUGUGGGAGACAUCAAUAUAAAGGAUCUCCUCGCAAAUACUCUGCAAAAUCUCCUUAAGGACUACGUUCUCCUCCGCUUUUAUACAAACGAGAAAAAACGAAACAAAUGAGAAAAAAAGAGAAGUCGAAACGGAACAACUGGAGAAAGGGGUGAAUUGAUUUCGAGUCCUCCGGGAUCAGCGGUGUCCAUCGGAGGGUGGGCGCAAACCCCCCCGCAAGCUUUCGAAGAGCACAGCCGUCAUUCUCCCACCACUGCAGUCGCCCAACACGGGACUGGGGAACUUUGCUUUCGGUCCAAAAGGUAAAGCCAGGCACUGCUCCGGCCACGCCGAGUAGAGGAGCCAGCGGAAGAGGCGGGGUAUCAAACUGUGAGCCACGCCCCCAGCCACUCCCCCAGUAAUGCAGAGACAAUAAAGCCCCGCCCCUAAACACCAAUAAUGUCUUGUGAUUGGUGUCCUUGUUGCCAUGGUGUGAGAAGGCCAUCAACCCUGGAUGUGACUUUUGUUUUUCGAAAGCACGCGUUCAACUGUAGAAACUUCCACUGUAUGCAUGAGAAUACAUGUUUAUCGACUCAUUGUAGUGCUAAAGACGACGACGACGAUGAAAAAUAAUAUUUUAAUAAAGGUCAGUCACGCUAGGGGACCGCAUGUCUCAGAGGGAAGUUCUGUAGGCCGGUAAGAUUUAUUUCUUAUUUUUAGGCUUGAGCUCAUCAUACAGUGCAUCGAUGCUAAUAACAACAUCCAGCCCCGCCCCCCCGCCGUUACACUAUCUCUUAUUCUGUUAACGUUACUUUCUUCUUUUCUCAGAGAUUUCUGUAAAUAUGUAUAAUUCAAAGACAAGGAGUGAAACGUGUGCUUGUUUUUUUUUUCCCGUUUCGCUUUCUUUACUUUUCCCCUUUAUUUGCACUUACAAUUGGUAGGUUCUAGAAGAAACGUGAGUUCAUGUUCGUAUGUUCUUUAUGGAUCGGGAUCGUCCGGAAAAAUGUAAAUCUGCCUCCUUCGUCAUUUUUGUUUUCGACUCAUCUUUGUGUUUCCUAAAUCCCCCCGAGAUCCACCGUCCAAACCGAGUUCAUUUACUCACACGCUUUAACUGCAUCUUGGAUCUGUAGUUCGCCCUCAAGAGUAAAGAAUGUCGCAGUUCUAAAAAGGUUAUGGCGGAAUGCUGGUUUUGGAUGCUUCGCUGUGAAUACUACGAUUACAUGCUGUGCUAUUACUGACGGACAUUGCCGUGAACUUGUUCGGAAUAUCGGUGCGAUAGAUCCUCCCCUGAAGUGCACUAUGUAUAAUAGUUUGUCAUUUAAAAAGCUGUUGAUGAAAUGUUUUUCAGUGUUGGGGAGAAAAAAAAACGUCUAAGUGGAUGGUGGGGGUCAUGGAUUAGGAAAAAGAGGUCUGUUCUCAGCCACAUUGGGGGUUCUGUGAAUGUAAAAUAGGCUGAAAAGAUCUCUGUACAUCCUCCAGGUUCUUCAGAAUACUUGUGGAGCAAUUUGAAGCAGCAGUCUGCUGUGGAAGUACUGAUCCUGUAGACCAUCCAUAACCUAAGUCAUCCAUAACCUUAGUCUCAUCAUUUUGGGAUUUCUUUUGCCAUUCGAUUAAAACGUGACUGCUUCUGAGCAAAGUCGGAACUACAAAGGAAGCCUUGUGAGGUUUUAGGAUGCUGAGAGCUUUUAAAGGAAUACUCCUGCACUUUUCAGCCUAAUCUCUGUAUUCUGUAAUCUGUACUGCACCGUUAAUCACCACGGACGGUAAUCUCCGCAUCCCUGUGCGUAGAACAGAACAGAAAACCUGAGGCUCUUCCAUAUAGAAGCCAUUGGGCAGGUCCUGAAUUCUGCCAGCCAACAUGCGAAACAUAUUUUUGUAGAAAGCUUGUCAAAAUUCCUCAAAGGUAUUUGUAAAUUAAGCUGUUAAUCUGUGCCGGUUGUUGUUUCAGAGAUGGGACUGGGUUUCCAGAGGGAAGAAUUUGGUCAAACAUUGCCAGUGUAGUGGUGUAGGUGGAGGCUUCUGCCUGAUUUCCAUGGAUACCAGAGAACAAAUCAAACUGCUUUAUUACUGUGUUGCUUUAGGGUUUAAAAUUUGGCUAAAACUUCAUAAGAACAGCUGUACUAAGACAGUCUCUCAGUGUCACCAGACUGGUUCUGUUAAGGCCGUCAAACACCAAGCGCAGUUUAUUUGUGUGAUUUAUCCAUGUAUUACACACCAAACGGCAUUUUACUGACGGGAAAAAUGCAGCUUUAUUUGAUUUUUGAGAACUUUCAACGGUGACAUGAACUCAUUCGACCGAUCACUGAGUGUGUUUACUUGCACUUAAUAACCCAAUAGCUGCAGAAAAUCAGACUUUUUGAGUAAAACGCAUUUACAUACACUUGGAUAAUCAGAUAAUGGGAAACUUUUCCAGGGUCUAACUUAUGUAUUCUAGUCCUGACUGUAACCAAGGCACGCUGUCCCUACGUGUUGUGAUUUAGCGUGAAACAUGAGGCUAAGUAAACUUGCGUGCCUAAAUCUAUUUGGAAACCCCCACCCAAGGCCAACUCACCUGCUGCCGAGCCUCUAAGUCACCUGGAAAGGGGUUGGGGUCAGCCCAAGCCUUGAGCCUGUGGUCGACUAGCUCAAGCUGUGCCCAUGAUAGCGUUCAGGUUUUAUUAGUCGGUGGAAUGGGUGCUCCGACAAAAAUCCAAAACAUAGACAAAAGGAGUCCACGAAAGGGGAACGAGAGCAUCAGAGAGAGAGAAAGACGCCCACGGGGCCAACCAAAAUCAUUGUUUUCCCGCCGUUGACCUCCUUUCUUCCGGCUAAGCCCCAUCACAAUUAAUAAAGGCAUACGUGAGGUGUUUGGCGCCCCCGUGUGGUUCCAACAUGAAAGUCAGUAUCUGCCCCGAGCUCAUAACUUUCCCAACAGGUUGAAAUCAGAUUUCAGCAACCAGCCAGUAAACUCACAGAAGAGGUGACAUAAAUGCAAUGUCAAACUCAAACGUCAUUCAGUGGCAUUUUUUAAACAUCGAGUCACUUUAGUGGAAAAUAUGAAAAUACAUCAUAUAGAAGAUGAAGAAUAUUUAAAUAUUUCAUUUCGUCAAGCAUGUAGCAUGUAGCUUUGCUCCGAAAGUGCUUUGUCUUGUCGUGGGUGCUGUGUUAAACGUUACUUGUUAUUUCCAUUACAGCGCUCUGUUUCCACUCAUGCACAGACUGAGAAAACGAAAGAAAUCAGAGUAAGGGUAUGCAUGCACUGAAAAUGCUGAGCACUGAGCUACAAUUCAGAUCUCUUUUUCGGAUUAUAGAGCGUGCUGUAUACAUGAUCACUCGAAUAAUCAGAUAACUGCCAAAAUCCAAUAACGGUCGGAUUAUUAAGUGCAUCUAAACACACCCACUGUUGGGUAGGCGCUGGUAUAGCAAUGAAGACAUUUUUUACUGCACAAACGACACAGCAGAAUUCAACAUCUUCCCAUUGGCUUCCAUUCUGUGCAGAUCAGGUCAGCAGGUUUUCAGUGUUUUUCUAAAUCCAGGAAGAUGCACAAGGCUGUAUGUCAUGGUAGUCAACAUUGUGCUACAUUUACAGAAGAUAGAGAUCAGUUGAAAAAACAGGAGUUUUCCUUUAAGGUCACCUAAGAGGAGAAAACCCAGUGCGGUCAGUAUUGUAUUUGUCGUGUGUGAGGUAGGCCGGCUUCCUGGCCUUCAUCUGUAAAUAGUCUUCAUGUUCACUAAGCCUGCUGUGUCUGUAUUCUGAAGAUGCAUUUGUUUCUCAAUGUGGGCACCAAUUUUCUUUACCGCUGUCUGCACUCGGACUGUACAUGCAACAAAAACGUUACGGCGACGUCUGAACAGCGUCGCCCGAACACACGCAAGAAGUAUUUCUAAGGCAUCUUUGUAAUGUUCUUUUAUUCCCCACCCCUGUAUUCUUGUAUGUACACAUUUAAUCCCAAAAUUAAGUGCAUUAUGAUUAUUAACUACAAUAGUUCUUUGUGUAAACUGAGAUUUAGGAACAGGUGCAGUCUUUUAUUUUGUGAACGGUCAACUUUUUACACCACAGGAAUGACAACAUGGUCGCUCUCCCCAGCGUUUCUCUUUGUGUAGAAAUAUGAUUUAAUGCUUCUCUCUGUCUCUCUCUCUCUGUCUCUCUCUCUCUCUCUCUCUCUGUCUCUCUCUCUCUCUCUCUCUCUCUCUCUCUGUCUCUCUCUCUCAGUCAUCUACAUACUCCUCUAAUUCUUUUCCUGGGCAGUGUAGAAGUGCAUGGCUCUACAUGGUCUUGCUGAAGGCUGCACCCAAAGGCACCCAAAAAGAAGAAA